Podarcis muralis (Common wall lizard) is the source of this 6604-nucleotide messenger RNA. RefSeq names its product CDV3 homolog (gene CDV3). Lineage: Eukaryota; Metazoa; Chordata; Lepidosauria; Squamata; Lacertidae. Gene Ontology annotation, cellular component: cytoplasm. The record is from RefSeq and is a predicted model, not a curated record.
GGAAAGGAGCUUGGACGACUUUUUCGCGAAGCGGGACAAGAAGAAGCGGAAAGAGAAGAGCAGCCGGGGGGCCGCCUCGGCAACGGCCGCCUCCUCGGCGGCCUCGCACAACGCCCCUGCCAACGCUUCUGGCGGGGGCGGGGGGAGCCGGCAGGGCGAGGGCGGCUCCGGGACGGCCUCCAAUGCCAACGCCGCCGCGACGAAGGGGGGAUUAAGGAGGAGGAUGAGUGGAAGGAAUUUGAGCAAGAAGAAGUAAUUGACUACAGUGGUCUCAGAGUUCACUCCAUGCAAAUUAGUGAAAAAGAUGAUGAAGAUGGUGAAAAGAGGGAAGAGCCAAGGGAUAACAGUGAAGAACCAGGUGGGGGUAUGGAUAAGUUGUCAGGUCCUUGGAAUAGAUCUGCUCCUACACAGACACCUGUUGCUGAAAUUAUUGAAGCCCCAGAGCCAGUCCAGUCCAGUGGAGUAUAUAGGCCACCCGGAGCAAGAGAAACUAGAACAAGGAAAGUGCCACAAGGACCCCCAGAGAUUUAUAGUGAUACACAAUUCCCAUCGUUGCAGGCCACUGCCAAGCAUGUAGAUACUAGAAAGGAUAAAGAAAUGGAGAAGAGCUUUGAAGUAGUAAAACACAAAACUAGAGGUAGGGAUGAGGUUUCAAAAUCCCAGGCAACUAAACUUCAGCUAGACAACCAAUAUGCUGUGCUUGGGGAUCAGUAAAGCUGUACACACAUUACAAUUAAGGAAUGGUUAUUUGAUACCUUUCCAGUCUAAGGUAACUAAACCACCUAUUAUGAACAUGCCGUCUUAUAUCUGCUGGAUCUACUGCAACAAGUGCAGACCUCUUUGACGUAAGUGAUUUGCUCUAUGGAAGUAUGCUUAAUUUGGUACAUCUGACACUUCUUUUGGAUAUGAGGGAAAUUAAUGUAACUGGUCGAACAAGAGUCCCCAGUGUUUUGAUUACUCUGCAAAAGCUAUCGGCAGCCAGUGGUUAUUUCAAAUUUUUUUAUGUUCAGAUACUGAGCCUUCGUAAGGGUUGACUACCUCAGACUUGCUGCACUCAUUGUGGACACCAUGUGGAUCACAACUUCUGGAAAAGGUUACAACUCUUUAGUGGCCAUCUGAAACUCGAAACCAGCUCUACUGGAUUCCUCUCAGAAAUCCUGCAGAAGUCAGCCAUCUGGGUUCUGAUUUAUUCUAAAUGACAAAUUUAAGUGACCUUAAAUGAGCAAUUUGUCCUGUGCCCCCAUUUAUUAUUCCAUCCUUUCAUAUGUAGCCAUAACUUACUAGGAACCUCUAGCAUAUACCACUUUCAAAAAUAUGCAGUGUAGUGUUGAGCUGUUUGUUUGGGUUAUGUUUCAAUUUAGGUUUCCAGAAAAUAAAUAUCCAUCCAGAUAGAAAACUUAGGUAGGGACACUAGUCUGCGUAUAUUAACUGGUUUCAUCUAUGUAAACUCUUUUAUUUUUUAAAAAAAUGCCUUUUUUUUUGGCUUGAGAAAUUGCAGCAUAGUCAAGUAGCAGUAUGGAUUAUGCAGACUAUCCAUACAUUAUUUUUUCUUUAUUUUCAAGUGACUAGGAUUUCUGUAGAUUUGCAUUCAAUGGCCAACAAAUGUCUAUGCGCCCCUAGUCUGUGGAGCUCAUUUUUGAAAAAUUCAAGCCGUAUACUUAACCUUAACAAUGUAUUAUGGCAAGUAUCAGCUGUUGGUCGCACACACUAUUGUAUUUGCAGGAUGGAAGUAAUUAUAUGUCUAGUGAAAAAUGUCAUUUGUUGUGGUUUCUUACUGGAAAUAUUCUGGAAAUGUGUUGCACUUAUGACAGUUUUUUGUCUGUUGCCCAAAGAUUAAGUGAAAACUUCAGUCAAAGAUCAGUCUUCUGACCAGCUGUGUGACAUUUGGAGAGAUACUAGUACAAUAACACUUAUAUGCUAAGAUUUGUGCUUUACUGUACAGUAUGACACUGAUCGUGAAUAGAAUUCAAACCAACUCCCAAAGAGAUACCUGGGGUACAGAAGGUAAUCCUCCCUAAAUUUUCUUCUCAACUAAAUCUUGAUGUGGCUGCUGCUGCUACUGUGUCUUUUCAAGAGUCCUGUUGCUUUCUUGACUCUUGAGCAGGAAUUCAGACAUCCUCAGAGCAUACAGCUUUGUGAGAUGGGUAGGUAAAAUACAUUCAUAGGAAACAGCUUUAGUUAUAAACACGGGGUGACUUUGCAAUUGACGACUGGCUAUGAUGUGAAAUGAUUAAUAUUCUGGGUAACGAACUUUCCCCCUCUGCCUAGAAUUGCAUUGGCUUUGUGAUCAAAGAAUUGCUUGGCAUAAUUGAAAGAAAACGCUACUAAAUAGUUGCCUUUUGUAAAGCUAGGCCACUAGCUGUCCAUAUCACUGAAGUAAAUCUACAGCUGACACCAUUGAGUUGUGUAUCUUCCUCAAAGUGUGUUUCUUCGCCAACAAAACAUUGGCAGGGUAUUAAAGCUAAAGAUUAUGUGUAUAUGUAUGUCACUUAAUGACAUAGCAAAAACUUAAAAUUGCAACUUUGGCAUUUUAUGAAGCUUGUUACUACACAUGAAUCAAGUUUUAAUAUACUGUAUGUUAGAGUAGGAUGAAGCUGUCCUUUGUAUCUUCACUUGAGUUCUUGGGCAUGGUCGCCAAAGCAAGAUAACAUUGUAACAUUAAUAAAUAUAAUACAUGGCAAUGUACAUGGCUUCUGGAGUCUAAUGAAUCUGUACAUUUAGUUAUGAUGCUAUGUCAUUUAAACUGAGCAUGGCAAAAUGAUCAUGAAGUUGAAACUCGAGGCUGCAAUUUUUAUACAUGACAUGGGAGUAAGUUCCAUUGAACUCAGCGUGGCUUACUUCUGAGUAGAUGUGCACAGAAUUGGGACUUCAGAGCAGCUGUUGCUAAUGAAGAGUGAUCUUCGUUUAGCUUUGUCUGGUUACUGUCUACCUCACCCAUAUACUACUAUUAACAAAAGCCACAAACUAAUGGGAAGUAGCAAGUAAGCUGAUUGCUUGCUAUGGUGAGGAACUAGAAGUGCUGAGGUUUGUAAUCAGAGCCGCUGAUUACAAUCACUAAUCCCAGCUGGACAGCCUUCUGAAGUCCUAGAUCAGGGGUAGCCAUUGGACAUGCUGGCUGGGACUGAUGGGAGCUGGAGCAGCAUCUUGAGGUACCAUGUUGGCUGCCCAUUCCUUAGAGUCUGAAGCCUCAAAGAGAAACAUUUCACAUAGAAGAACUUGAUUCCAUUGGCCCAGUACACAUCUCACAUUCAACUACUGUUAAAAACAAACCCUGGUUUGAUGUGAGUGUACUGCACACUGGUGCGCAAUGCUGAACAAUUAUGAAAAGCUCCACUCCUGCUGCUGGGAAAGCCACAGUCUGGUUUGUUGUGAUGUCACCACCUGGGGUUCUUACCUGUUUCUCUGCAAACAAUGAGCAGUAACCAAGAUUAUUAACUUACUGCUUAGAGUGCAUUUCUGGGGAAACUAAGCCCAAUCAUUGGUUCAAGCAUUUUGAAAAGUCAAGGGCCUGGCUUGUUUCCUGGCAGCAGCAGAUGUGAGAGGAAAGAAAGCAUAUUCACAAUAAACCAGUUUUAACUAUGGUUUAACAUGAUGUGUAAAUCAGGCCAUUGAAGCACUAGGCCUCUGAAUUGUCUCUUUAAGUCACAAAUAUUUUCCAAAACCCAAGAUACAGCUCAAAGAAACAUGGCAUAUAGUUCUUUUCAUACUGCUGAAUCGCUUUUAGGACAAAGUGUAGUCCUACUUCCUUGGUAGGCUGAUAUGCAUAGAGGCAGUCUGUGACUAACCUUUAAUGCUGUGUGAAGUUGCUGGAUCCUUAUGUAUGCCUAUUUUACCUAUAUGAUGGGAUACAUCCUGUUAUAGAACUGCUUUACAGUUUAUGAUCCAUAGGCUAAAAGGAAAGGAAGAUUAAUUUAGGCAUAUCGAGAUUGGAAGUGAGUAAUGGUUCUUUCUUGACAUCUGUUGCCAGUUCAUUAUUGGUAAACUUUCAUGGUGAAGUUUUAGUUAUUAGCAUGAAGAAUCUGGCCCUGCUUUUUGUUUCUAGCAGCCACACACUAAAUUUCAGAAACGCCCCAACAGGAACAUUUCUAGUAUAUGUGCUGCCGAAGCAAGCACAAAUAGGAACAUUUCUAUCCCUGAAAUCAAGCCUUGUCUCGUGCAAUCCAUUUUCUAUUUGUGUUCUGGUAGCUAUUCUGUGAAUGGACGUAAGACUGACUUUUGGCAGAACGUGCACCAUAUUUGUAAUUGGUCAUAAAAAUAUUUAGUUGUAUUACUGCAUUAUUGACACUUUAUAAUGUUCAUGACAUCAUCUUGUUCAAAGCAGGCGUAAUAGUUGUAACCUAUUCAGUAAAGCACUUGAAAGCCAACUUCAUGCAAAGAAAGGAAUGUGAGGGUCAAAUAAGCCAGGCUUAAAUAAAAUAGGGUUUUAAUCUGGACUUUUGAUAGCAUAACAAGAAAUAUGUGUUGAUGGGUAGAGCUUUUUAUUCCAAACAUGGUUGGAUCAUUUUUAAUGCAUCUGUGAUGCAUGGUAAAGAGAUCCUAUGGAGUGGGUGUUCAUUCCAUGGAAGCAUUAGGAGUGCCUGAGAGCCUUUGCAUCACUUUCAGAGGCGUCUGUACAAAUGCUAUAAUGGUGUGGUUGCAAUGCAAGCUUUAUGCAAAUGUGGCUCUAACAGCAGCGCUCACAAACUUUAGGGGGUCAUGAGUGCCCUUGCACUGCUGGUGCAUCUGCUUGAUACCUGUAUAUUUGGAGUCUCAUUUGAAUAGGAGACUAUGUGCAUAUUGCCCAACCUGCAUAGGCCCAAACAGCACAAUUUUUACUCCAAGGACUUGGAGGUAUUGGGUUCUACAUGCAUAGGCUCCCAUUCAGAUAUGAGAUCCAGUAUGUUAGCAUCAGGUGAGCAGGGUCAUUCCUCAGCUUCCCACCACCACCUGUCAGGCUGUACUGUUAAAGCCAUGUCUGCAUAGACAGUGUCUUCUAUAUACUCUUAAUACUUGACUCCAGUGGGACCUGUAUGUGGAAAAGUUUAGUGAUGAGGCCUUAGACUGCUGUAUCCCUGAUAAUCCAUGUUAUAGCUGAAAGUGUGGACGGCUGCAAGUAAUGUUAGAAGAGUGAAACAAAAUCUGCAUUAUUUUGGAUAAACUGUGCCUAGGCCUAGAUAACUUAUAGAGUCAGAACUGAUAGUUUUCAUGAAGCUGUUUUUAAAGCAAGGUAGGCAAAAAUCCGAGUGCAAAAAUAUAUGCCACAUCGAGUAGGCUUCUUUGUAUAGUUUUAUUAGCUCAAAAGAGCCCACAUAAAGAAAAGUUGAUAGUAAGCAUUAAAUGAAACUUUCCUGGGGAGUAAGACUAAAAGGUGCAAAAUGUAAAAGAAUUCUAUCCUGGAAAGCAAUAUCCUUAUUUUACAUAAUACCUACAUAAAAGUGCCCAGGAAUUGAUUCACUUCAUCCUUGAGGUAAUCUUGUCCCAAAGCACUGAUGCAGCUAUAAAACUGCAUUUUUAUUCAAUGUGUCUGAAACAACACAGAUACUAAAAAGGAACUGCAGAAAAAUACUUGAAUUGCUCAUAGAGGAUUCAGAAAAUUCUGAAGAAUAAAUCCUACCAGCUCUAUGUGCAGGGGUGGGUGGCUUGUAUUUUUAAUGAUCCUCCAGAAACUCCCCAUAAGUAGAAAACAAAAAUAUAUAGGGUGUUGCCAGGCCCUAUAUGAAGCUUCAUAUAGAGGAGAGUAUUUGAAAAGUGCACCCAACCUGUAAUAUGAACUUUAGAAUUCUGUCGUUUCUAUUCUGCCAAAUCUGUAGAAUAGUUCUCAGAGGAAAGUAACAAUAGGAAGAAAUACUUUAGGAUGGUGUAUUAUCUCUGCAAAUAUGAACCUCCAGAGCCUUCAAGCUGCGAUUAGGUAAAUGGGGGUUACUAAAAUGAAAGAUUAGUUACUUCUAAAUAUAUAUAAAGUAACUUUAAGAACUAAAAAAAGUUUGACAUUUCUAUUAGAAUAUGAAUUACCAUAAGCGUUGCUGGUAUAUAGACCACUUGCUUCGAUUUAAAAUGUUAACAUACUUGCCAAAGGCAAGUCCAUGAACAUCAAUGAAAAGAAUUUGAUCCCAAACCAUUGCAAGGAUGAAAGCAAAGUCUGCUGCAAGUAUGGCAUAGGAGUGGGUGGAAGUCUUGUUGUGCCUCUGUUUUCUAGGCUGUAAAAGAUAAUGCUUCCCUACCUCACAGGGGUGUUGUGAGGCUGACUUCAAAAUGCUUUUGAGUUUUCCUGAUGGAAGGUGCUAUAGCAGUGCACAACAUAUAACUAAUCGGCCAACAUCUGAUGGCUGAUUCUGUCACCUUAUUCAACUUUUUCAUUACAGUAUUUUGCUACUACUAUAGAAGGCUUCUUUACAAAACAUUAUUUAAAUGUAUGGAUCAUGUAACAAUGGACUUUGCAAGAAGGCAUGGUUGAGUUUUCAAUCUUUAUGCAUCCCCCUUCUGGUUUUAUGUGAUUAACUGUGCAGCUCUAAUUGUAUUAACAAGGUUUUUUGGUUUUGCAUGGAAAUUACUUAAGAUCAAUUAUCAUUAUUAUUUUUUUGUAAACUCCCUGAAUGAAAUAAACUUAUGUUCACACUGUUUGUUA